Molecule: messenger RNA, 1353 nt
Organism: Rotaria sordida
Lineage: Eukaryota; Metazoa; Rotifera; Eurotatoria; Philodinida; Philodinidae
Source: the annotation of a GenBank genome assembly
AUGGGCAAACAUCGUCAUAAAAAAUCGUUUUAUGAUGUCGAUGAAGAUGAAUUACACUCAUCUCAUACACAUCAUCAUCAUCAUCAUCAUCAUCGUCGUCGUCAUCAUGCAUAUGAUAAACAAGAUGAAACAAAACAGCGUGUACCAUCAAUAUCAUCAUUUAAUAAUAGUAAAAUUGAUGAUGAUGAAGCUGCUUUACAAUCACCACCAACAAAAAGACAACGAUCAUCGUCAUCAAAUAGUUCACAAUCACCAUCAAAACUUUUAUCACAACUUAUUGAAAAUCCUGAAUUUUUAGCAAAUGCUGGUCCAAAAGCAAAAGAAUUUGCUGAAACAGCUCGACAAUUACUUGCUAAACCUGAUUUAGAUCCAACAACGCAACAAAUUAUUUGUGCUAUGGCUCAGGCAGCUGUAAAUGUUGGUAAACGUCUUAAUUCAUCAUCAUCAACACCAGCUGAUCAAUGUGUUGAUGAUAUAAGUGUUACAAAUAGUACAAUAUAUUCAUCAUCGACACUUCUUUCACCAACAUUAUCAAAUACAAGUAGUUCAUCAACAUCUAAUACUCCUCAACAACAAUUUCAAUCUAUAGUUUUAUCAAAUGAAGAAAAUAAAACAACAAUAGAACCUGAAAGUGAUGAAGAUAUUCUUAUUAAACAAAUGAUUGAACGUGCAAUGAAAUUAACACAACAAGGUGAUACUCGUCAUGCACAACAUUUACUUGGUAUUAUUCAUGAAAAAUUAUCAAAUAAACGAAAACGUGCUGCUGCUGCUGCAGCAGCUACUGCUAAUAGUUCAAAUUGUAAUGAUAAUGAAAAAUUUAAAAUUUCAUCUUCAAAUGAUUUUCAUUCAUUACCAUCAUUAUUAAAUGAAGAUUCACAAAGUAAUAAUAAUAAUAAUAAUAAUAAUAAAAUAUCACCUACCGAAUCAGAACAGUCGAAUGAUUAUCAAAAUACAUGUUAUUUUUCAUAUCCACCACCACCUCCACUUCCACCGCCACCACCACCACCACCAUUACCAGAUAUAAAUUCAAUAACAUCACCACGAGUUUCAGUACCACCUAUAGAACAAGUUCAAGAACUUCUAUCAAAUCCAUCUGAAGUACAAGAUAUUCUUAAAAAAUUAUUUGGUACUAAUGAAAAUCAAAAAAUAACUCCACCAGAAGAAUAUCAAAUACAAUCUCAUUUAACAUCACCAUCAUCAUUAUUUCAUUCUCAACCUCCAAUUUUAUUUAAUAACAAUCUAAUGUAUUCAUCAUCUCGAUUAAAUAAUAAUAUUCAACCAUUACGAGUUCCAUCAACAACAACAGCCGAUUCACAACCUUAUAAUUCUUCAUUAGCAUUUAUGCAAGGUAAU